UUUUUUCGCUCCGUUCUGUUCAAGUCGUGUGUUUCGACAUGCGGUACCAGCAGCUGCCUUGGUGAAAAAGUAAAAAUGUGACUGUGCUUCUAAAUGGGAGAAUAAAAUCCGUAAAUUCGCCGAAAAUACGAUCCAAAAGAGCAUGACUAUUACGUUAAUUUUUACAUCAUAACAACCAGUAACCAACAUCAAAUAGUCAUACUGAAAUACAGCAUCAACAUCUGAUUUUUCCAAUUCGAAAAAAGUGUAGUGCCGUCUAUACAUCUAAUCAGCAGGAAGAGCUAUAACAACAUGGCUGACCAACAGGCAGUAAGUGCGCCAGAACAGCAACCCCAGCAGCCACCGUCGCAGCAGCAGCAAGUCCCGCAACAGCAGCAGCCGGAACAACAAACUCCGCCAAAUAAUAAAUCCACGGCAGCGGCGGCGGCUUCUGUCCCACAGCAGCAGAAGGAAAUAAUAGCCACAAAGGUAACCGGUGUAGUAAAAUGGUUCAAUGUGAAAAGCGGAUAUGGUUUCAUUAAUCGUGGUGAUACACAAGAAGAUGUAUUUGUUCAUCAGUCUGCGAUUGCCCGUAACAACCCAAAAAAAGCCGUCCGUUCUGUUGGUGAUGGUGAAGUUGUUGAGUUUGACGUUGUUAUUGGCGAAAAAGGCAACGAAGCAGCAAAUGUUACCGGCCCUCAAGGUGAAGCGGUAAAGGGAAGUCCAUACGCCGCUGAAAAACGUCGUGGCUAUCGACAGUGGUGGCAGAAGCGUGGUCAGCGUCGUCCCGGCCCUCCAAGAUCAAAUGAAGAUCAAAAUGGAGAUGGACAAUUGGAAGGACAACAGCCGCCGCCACAGCAACAGCAACAACAACAGCAGCAGCCACAGCAACAACAAAUGAAACAUCAACCGCCACCGCCACAGCAGCGGCGCUUCCCGCCGCGCGGACGUGGAGGAUACUCAUCCUACUAUCGAGGACCUCCACUCCGAGGACCACGCCGUGACGGUCCACCGAUGAACGACAAUGGAAUGAUGGACCAAAAUCAGAUGGAUGAUGGUCAAAAUGGACAUCGUCAAAGUGGACGUGGCGGUCAAAGGCGCUUCUUCCGUCGCAACUAUCGUAACGGGGGCCGUGCUAUGGGUGGUCCAGGAGGUCCUCCACGCCGAGGUGGAUACCGUGCAGAUUAUCAGAAUGAUUACCAACAGAAUGGACCGGAACAACCACGUCGCAUGCCACCGGGACGUGGUGGUGGGCGACCUCGAUAUCCGCGCCGUGGACCACGAAACUCGCAGAGACCGAGAAGCGAUGGUGGGGCUGGCGGUAGCAAUAGCGCCGUCCAAAAUACCACCACCGAAAGCUCAGCAUGAAGAACAAGCAAUGGAGCAAGGUAGGAAAAAAUAGCGCAGAAUGGUUAAUUAACAACAUCAUUUGAACCUCACCGACACACAGCUAACAUCAGCGGCUAGUCAAUUUUUGAACAAGCAUACUCCGAUUGGCUAAGCGAAUGUGUAUCGGAUGUCUCUUGGAAUGCAGCCUCUCUCUGUUUUGAAGCGAAAAGAUAAAAGCAACAUAUAGAAUAUAGAACAGGUUAAAUCCUAUACUAUUUUAAAAGUAACUAUUCAAUUGACAACCAAAUUGAAUAUUGGAUCGUGUUGUGUAGCGGAAAAAUGUUUAAAUUUUGAAUCGAAUCGGAAAAUCAAAUGCAACCAUCUAGUAUCAAAAGCAGCAGCAGCUCGUUUGAAAGAGUAGUGCGGCGGAGCACAUCGGGUUAGGUCGGACGUUACUAUUUUCGCUGGCUAGUUAAGCGUUCCUCUAACAGUGAAAAUGACUGCGGCGGGCUGCAUUAACAACAAACUGUCGAUGAACAUCUCCAUUCCACAUACAUUAUCCAACUAUCUACGAACAACUUCGCAACCAACUAAAAAUGCACAGUCUUGUUGUGGAGGCCUCGUAAAAACAUUGAGGCUUUUCCGAUAUCCUGGGAGAAUGAUUUGACGGUCGCGUUAAACGUAAGUACAUAUUGGCCAGCCGCAGUCCUGUUUCAAAUCCAUCACACCGUUAGCAGUACCGUUUCACACAUGCCGCGAUAGUUGAACGACUCAAACAUCCCCCGUACAAUAAUUAUAUCACUGUAUUGUUUUUUCGUAUCGUUUUCUAAAUUUGAAACACGUGUUUUUUGUUGUCUCAGACCACCAUAGUCCGAGUGAUUAGGAAACGUUUUCUAUGUCCGGCAAGUUAACAAUCAAUUGUGUAAAAAUAAUGUGAAACUAAAUGUCGAAAUAACCAAUAUUCGGUUUGGUUCAAAAUAACAGUUCUUGUUUUGCUAAUGAUUAAAAAGAUAGUAAUACCAGAAAGCAGAAAUUCACAAUACUAAAAGUAUACAAUAUUGAAGAAAAAGUAUAAAAUCUAAUUACACUGCAAAAGUAGUUGAAAAAAUGUUAAAGUAAGGUACACAUAAUCUGGCAAGAAAGGAAAAAGAGAGCAGUGAGACAUCGGAUAAUCGUGGACGGUGGUGAAAAAAGAUUAGAUCUUUUCCGCCGAACCAGGUCUCGUUUCUCUUCUUCUUUUCGCGCUCUAAUAUCGUUCGUGUUACUUUUUGUUUUUGUGUUUGCUUUACCAGAUAGUUACGAGCAAGAUAUUUUUAGUAUUUGAAACAGGCGCUCUAAAUGCGUUCCGUCUUUUUCAUUUUAAGCUAAAAUUUUUUGAAAGCCGCCACACAUAAUUACGUACAUGUUUUUUACACCUUAUCAAUGCAGAUUAAGAAAAAGUAAAGCAUUUUAUAUUGAUGUUUUUGACGAGUAGAAAUAUCAUUUUAAAAUAUAUCUAACCCCUCUUUCAACCACAAGUAAUAUUCAAAACAAAAGCAGAGAAAUGCGAAGAUAAAAUCCUUAAAACAGCACUAAAUGAACUUGUCAAGACAGUCCCGACAUCAAAUGAAUGGAAUUACAAUUGACAUGAUUGAAGGAGUGAAAUGGAUUAAAACCAGUUAUAUAAAACCACGCUAUAAUCAGUAAGGAAUGAUAAAAGUAAACUAUCUAAAUAAGAAAGAAAACUUGUACUAGUAAUAAAGAUAAAACACGUUUGAUUGCUACAAGAAGGGAUACAUAAGAAAUAAGAAUAACGUACAUUUGAGGUUAAACGCUGAGGGCACAUCUAAGAGAAUAGGAAAAACUAAAUAAACAAGAGACACACCAUCUGCCGCGAACUUCAACUCGCUAUUUUGUCAUCAGAAAAAAAACAAUCUACUGUAAUUGAUUUAUGGAAGCAUAAAAAAAUGGAUUAAAUCUAAAAAAAAUUGAAAAAAAACUGAA
Messenger RNA from Topomyia yanbarensis, 3291 nucleotides. It is a transcript of the gene yps, whose product is annotated as Y-box factor homolog. The transcript has a single exon. NCBI's taxonomy places the organism in Eukaryota, Metazoa, Arthropoda, Insecta, Diptera, Culicidae. Gene Ontology annotation, molecular function: nucleic acid binding. The coding region runs from base 292 to 1347 and encodes 351 amino acids. Gene Ontology annotation, biological process: regulation of gene expression. The record is from RefSeq and is a predicted model, not a curated record. Gene Ontology annotation, cellular component: nucleus.